AUGCACUCUCUCACCCACUCCUUCCUUCCCGUCGCCCUCCUAACAGCCGCAUCAUCAGCAAUCAACCUGAACGUCCUAAACGGCCAAGACUUCGCCGACCCGGGCCUCCUCGAGGUCAACGGCAUCAGCUACUCCUACAGCACCGCCUCCAACCGCGGCGCCAUUCCCAAGACCUCCAACAGCAGCUUCAACAACGCCGGCGGUUGGGCUGCUCCAGAGAACUCUUUCCCACAAGACAGUCCCGCCCAAAGCCCUGGCGGCUGGGCGAAAGCAGGUACAUCAUGGGCCCCAGACGUGGUGCAAUUGACGGAUUACGAUUCUUCGUUUGCGAUGUAUUACGCUUCCGAAAUCAACGGCAAUGGCGGACAGCCACAUUGUCUGGGCCUUGCACGAAACAGGGAUAACCCAAACGGCCCGUUCACGGAUGGAUCAACACAGUCCUUCAUCUGUCCGGCGUCUGAAGGCGGUGCCAUCGAUCCGGAAGCUUUUCUCGACGACGACAACAGUCGAUAUCUAGCAUACAAGAUCGACGGCCCGUUCAACGGCCAAGGACCUUGCGGUGGGACGCAAGGCAACACGCCGAUCAUGUUGCAGCCACUGCAGCAUGAUGGCUAUACCUUUAAUGGCGACGCCCGCCAGGUCUGGGAUGCGCAGAGCGCGGGUGUGUUGGGGAUUGAGGCGCCUGCGUUGUUGAAGCGGGAUGGUGUCUACUUCCUCUUCUACUCGGUGGGAUGUUAUGCUGGGAAUGAUUACAGGACGGAUUAUGUGACCGCCAGCAAUAUCUAUGGCCCGUACAGCAACCCGAGGACGCUGUUGCAGACGGGGGAUUUCGGGUUGUUUGGGCCCGGCGGUCUGGACGUUGUGCCUGGAAGCCUUCACGCGACCUUCCACUCCCUGAUACAGAGCGGCAACGUUUCCGCUGGGCGACAGCUCAACACUGUUGUGCUGAGUGUGAACGGCAACACAGCCACCAUUAGCUAG
Messenger RNA from Zasmidium cellare ATCC 36951, 981 nucleotides. Its product is annotated as glycoside hydrolase family 43 protein. Gene Ontology annotation, biological process: carbohydrate metabolic process. The transcript is spliced from 2 exons. NCBI's taxonomy places the organism in Eukaryota, Fungi, Ascomycota, Dothideomycetes, Mycosphaerellales, Mycosphaerellaceae. Gene Ontology annotation, molecular function: hydrolase activity, hydrolyzing O-glycosyl compounds. Bases 1 to 981 code for a protein of 326 amino acids. The record is from RefSeq and is a predicted model, not a curated record.